Molecule: messenger RNA, 1462 nt
Organism: Eruca vesicaria subsp. sativa (arugula)
Lineage: Eukaryota; Viridiplantae; Streptophyta; Magnoliopsida; Brassicales; Brassicaceae
Source: the annotation of a GenBank genome assembly
ACAAAUGGCCGACGAAACAAAACCCUCAUCCGGCGACUCAGCCGGUUUAUCCAACGGAGGCCUCGUAAGCCACAAGUCAGGACGCGUUCAUUCCGAUGCUGUCAAAGAUCUCCUCUCUCUUGGGGUAUGCGAGAGAUGUAUUUUCCGAUUGGUAUCCGUGGAGUCUUUUGAUUCCGAUUUAUCAUCAGUCUCGACGUCAACUCUACGAAGCUGGCUUGAAUCAGGCGAUGAGGAAGCUGGUUCCAGGAUCUGCAUUGUCUGUUUAGGUAUAUUGCAGCUCGUUUUCUCCGAUGGCAAACAAACGGAUUGUGUUAGUGACUACGCUGCAAAGGUAGCGGAGUUGGUGAAGCAGGAAGGUCAUGAGUUCGAUAGCUUUGGUUUAGAAGUCUCUGUUCCAUCAAUUCUCGUGGACAAUGAGCGUGCGGUCUUGUUAUACCUUAAAGGAAAGUAUAAGAGUGAAGGUUGGGUGGAGGGCGAAAAGAUUUCUGUGAAGGAUGCUUUGAAAGUUCUACUCUUGGAUCCACUUCAAGCAUUGUUGGGAGCUAAGUCAGACACGAGCUCUUUCCACAUCCGUUUGACUUACUCUAAGGCAUCAGAUGAGGCUCAAGGUGCGUCUGAAACAACGCAUGAAAGAAAGAAGAGGAAAACAGACGAGGAGAAUGGGUUAACCUGUAUGUCCCAGAAUUCAUUUGAAAAGGUUUAUGAACCAUGCAUCUUGUCACUUCAUUGCAACAAGAUGCCUAUCUUUUUUAGUGGGAGGUACUUUAAAUACUCCAGAAAUGUAAGUCAAACACGAUGGAUUAUUGAUGAUGAAAGAAUGGGUGAAGCGUCUGUUGAGGAAAUAAUUGGUGGAAAUAUUCUUCCAGCAUGCCUUGGGGAUUCCUACAAGUUCCAUGCUGCUGGCAGAGAAGAUAUUGAUGUACGCAUGUUGGGUUCAGGUAGACCUUUCUUAAUCGAGGUUCAGAAUUCCCGCAAAUGCCCAUCUCAGCAAUCAUUGACGGAAAUUGAAGAGAAGAUUAACAACUCAGAGAAAAAACUAGUUGGAGUUAAAGACCUUAAAUUCAUAGGAAGUCAGUGUUGGGCAAUGAUGCGUGAAGGAGAAGCAGAGAAACAGAAGCAAUAUGCUGCACUUGUAUGGACUUCUCGUCCACUUGAAGAGAAAGAUAUCAACUCAGUCUCUUCCAUGAAAGAAUUGAAAAUCUUGCAGAAGACGCCGGUAAGAGUGCUUCACCGUCGAAGUCCAUUGGAACGUGAAAGGACUAUACACUGGAUGAAAGUAGAAAAGAUUAAAGGAAGCUCUCACUACUUUCUACUGCAUCUGUGCACCCAGGCUGGAACAUACAUCAAAGAGUUUGUUCAUGGGGAUCUUGGUCGUACUACUCCAAGCAUGGGAUCAAUUUUAGGAUGCAGGGCGGAGAUAAUACAACUUGAUGUGACUGAUGUCAAGAUGGGCGAUUCUUGA